AUGUUUUAUGGGACUAAUAGUAUAACAGGGUUUUUUUUUAAAAAAAUACGCAUAGUGAAGGGGUUGAAAAAUAAUGAAAAGAAAUAUAUGUACUGCUCAUAUAUUCGGAAUGAUAUAUCAAUAGAGAAAGACAAUAUUUGUCGAAAUUUUCAAAACAUAAGAGCACAAGCUUGUAUUAGCUUGAAAUAUAGUAGAAUGGACGCAAACGUUGAAAAAAAAUUAAUCAGUAAUUAUAGAGUAAAAAUCGAAGAAAAAAAAGCUAAUGAUAAUAGAAGUGAGGACAUUUGUGAUGACAACAAAAAUAACGAAUAUGUCAUUGAUUAUGAUAAAACCAAAGAGAAGAAUAUAAGUGAUAGUAUUGAAAAAGAGGAUGCUGUUUUAAGUUCUAAAAUACCUAAAAAAGAUACCAUGAAUAAGAAUCAUGAGCUUAUUCUAGAAAAUGAAUAUAAUGAUAUGAUAAAUGAACAAAAUAAUAAUAUUAUUAAUUCCAGUUUAGGAAAAUUUACAAAUACACAGAAAAAAUAUAUUUACAAAUUUGAAAAGUUUUCCGUAUUUUCAUUUAAUAUACUUGCAAAUAGUUUAGUAGAUUAUAAAUAUAACAAUAAUUGUCCAAUUGUUAUGAAAUGGAUGAAUCGAAAAAAAUUAAUAUAUAAAAAUAUUAUAAACAAACUAUCAGAUAUAAUAUGUUUACAAGAGAUAGAAGAAUCGUAUUUUAUAGAGCUACAAGAAAAAUUAAAACCAUUAAAUUAUAAGGGAAUAUUUUUAAAAAAAAACAAAGAGACAUGCCAAGAUGGUAUAUGCAUAUUUUACAACACUAAGGUUUUUGAGUUAUUGUUUGUUGAUAAAGUUAUUUAUGAUAAAUCGAUUUUUUUUAAAAAAUGGCAUGCUGGUUUAAUAGUUGCAUUACGAAAUUUAAAAUCUAAAAAAAUAGAAUAUUAUGAUAGUAAUAAAGAUGAUUGUAAUGAACAAAUUAAUGAUAAUUUAAAAAAUAAUAAUAAUAAUUCUGCUAAUAAUACUCAUGAUAUUAUUAUCGUUUCGAAUACACACUUAAUUUUUGAUUCAAGGCACGGAGAUAUUAAAUUAUAUCAGUUAUGCUAUUUGACAUAUCGUUUAGUUUUUAUGAUUAAUAAAUGCAUAAAAUAUAUUAAAGAAUGUGUAAAACAAGAAAAAAAGGAUAAAGGACUUAUAGACAACUCAGAAGCAAAUACUAAAGAAGAUGAAAAAAGCGAGCUUAAUGAUAUUCUUAAACCCGCCAUAAUUUUUUGUGGGGAUUUUAAUUUAACUCCUAAUAGUCUUUUAUAUUAUUAUAUAACUAAUAGAUAUAUAAAUUUAAAGAAUAUAAAUUUAAAAAAUAUAUCAGGACAAUAUUUGAUGUUUAAAAAACAGUUAUAUAUUUACAAUUCUUUACAUGGUAUAAAAAUAAAAAAUAUAUUUGAUGAAAAUAUAUUGAAUGACUUAAAAUAUGAAAAAUAUAAUAAUCUAAUGGACAAUUUGAAAAAAGAAUCUUUAUUUUCGUUUUACAAAGAUGAAAAUAUAUUAAAUUCAGAAUAUUUAAUAAAUAUGUUUUCAAAAAAAAGAAUGAAUUUAAAAGAGUUAGAAUCUUUUGAGUAUUCCUUUAAAAAAUUUAAAAAUAAAUCAGAUGAAGAAACACAUGAAGAUGCAUCUUCGGACGAUACCGACUCUAAAAUAAAUAAAUCGAUUUGUGUUUCUAAGCAGGAGGAUAGUGUAUCUAAAUUUGACGAAAAAGAGAAAAAUAAGUCAAUAAAUUAUAAAACAGAUAAAUAUAAUGAAAACGAAAAAACCCGUGCGGAAACACAUGAAGAUAUAAAUAUUAUGGAUAAUGAUGAUCAUAAUUUUAUAUUAUAUUAUCCUUUAUAUUUAGAAAGUAUUUAUAAUGGUGGCGUUCAAAAUAAAAUAGAAAAAGAUUGUUAUAAAUAUGAUGAUAUUGAAAAUUUGAAUAAGAGUAGUACAAAUUUAAUGAUAAGAAACGUCCCAUUUACUGUUUUUCAUGGAAAACAAAAAGGAUGUGUUGAUUAUAUUUUUUAUUCAUACAAAAAUCUUAAGAGAAUAUCAUGCACUAAUCUUCCUUCUUUUGAACAACUUGAAAAAUAUGGAUGUCUUCCAAAUAAAAAAUAUGCUUCAUCGGAUCACCUAUAUUUACACGCCACUUUAAUUAGAAAGAUGGAAGAAUAA
Molecule: messenger RNA, 2193 nt
Organism: Plasmodium vinckei vinckei
Lineage: Eukaryota; Apicomplexa; Aconoidasida; Haemosporida; Plasmodiidae
Product: conserved Plasmodium protein, unknown function
Exons: 3
Coding region: 1-2193 (730 amino acids)
Molecular function (GO): 3'-5'-RNA exonuclease activity
Source: RefSeq, a predicted model, not a curated record